GGUGGACGAAGCAUGAAACACGAAAUUUCCCAUGCGAUCAGUGAAAGAUUAAAUUCCGCCGUAGUAAAAACAAUAUUUCAAAUUCAUAAGAGAUGGUAUGAAAUAGACUUUGGUGAAUAAAUAGAACAAUGGUAAGAUCGGACUAAAAUGGAACAAUGUGAAAUUAUCCCAUCUGAAGAAUAAAAAUCCAGCUCAAAGUUAUGCUCGCUGCCCCUGUCUGUCCAUCCACCGAUUCUACUCCACAAUCCAACAUUUCAUCGCAUCAUCAUCACAUAUUUCCAUCACAAGGCUUUCGAAAUUGCCCUCAACCCACAGACUUCUCUUCGCAGAACUCACACGCCUCUCAUCUCUCUAGAUUGACGUCUGUACACAAUCCUUGCCUCUACUGAUCGACGGCGGAUCCAGAAGAUCGGAUGAAGAUAUUCUGGGUGCUUUAAUUUAUAUACCGGGACAGAUACACCUGCACGAUUCGAGUACUCGCCGCAUCCAUGGCACCCACUGGGAUAUAUAGUCGUUUGAAGGCACUCUAUACUGGCGAAAAGGAGAAAGAAGUUCCUCCAUUUAGUACCACCACGGCCGUUUCUCUGUUGGUACUCUAUACCCUCAUCUACGUGAUCCCCUUCUAUCUCUCUUCGACGACCCGUCCUUCCCCCCAGCUCUCGCGCGAUGCACCGACCGUUAUCCGCGGACGAAUUCGCUCGGUCACGCUCUCCUGUAUCGUUGUAUGUAUUGGCACAUUUGGAAUUUUGUCCUCGGUGAAGAAUGGAGAUGCAGUGAAGUCCCUUCAUUUGAUGGGCUAUUUUCCCAUUGGAUUUAUCGAGACGGUCAAAUGUGUAGGUUUGACGGCCAUACUUUUCGCGGGACCCUUGUUUGAAGAAGGCAUUGCGCAGGGACAAUGGCGCGAUUGGGUGCGAUUAAGAGGAUUGGGUGCUUUGAAGGGUUGGAUUCCUUAUAGGAAUAUUGUUGCUGGUCCCGUAACAGAAGAAGUUCUCUUCAGAUCUGCCUCCGUACCCCUCCUCCUCCUCUCCAAGACCUCCAAUACAACAAUCAUAUUCCUUACCCCCGUCGUCUUCGGAUUAGCCCAUGUGCAUCACUUUUACGAAUAUAGAAUUACACACCCGCAUGGCCCCAUGGUUGGAGCUGUUCUCCGCUCCCUACUACAAUUCUCCUACACAACAUUAUUUGGAGGCUACGCUACAUUUCUGUAUCUUCGAACGGGAAGCUUGCUGGCGGUGAUAUGUGUGCAUGCUUUUUGUAAUUGGAUGGGUUUCCCACGUUUUUGGGGGAAGAUUAGUAGUUCGGUGGAUGGAGAAACUAUUAUUGGUCCGGAUGUGGGAGCCAGCAAGAAGAGUGAAGAUGUCACGGAGAAUAAUGGGGAGUUGAAUAUUCUCUGGACCAUCACAUAUUAUUCUCUCCUCGUAGUGGGUGCGUACUUCUGGUGGAAGUAUUUAUGGGUAUUGUCUGAAAGCGAAUUUGGUCUGGUCAAGUUUUAAUAUAGCUCUGAGCUACCUACUUUAAUGAUAUACGAUUGCUUCGUUGAUUAAACGCAUUCAUGCAAAAUUCAAUGCUUA
This is a messenger RNA of Botrytis cinerea B05.10, 1571 nucleotides long. It is a transcript of the gene Bcrce1, whose product is annotated as Bcrce1. The record is from RefSeq and is a predicted model, not a curated record. The transcript has 5 exons. Bases 489 to 1493 code for a protein of 334 amino acids. Gene Ontology annotation, molecular function: metalloendopeptidase activity. Gene Ontology annotation, biological process: CAAX-box protein processing. Gene Ontology annotation, cellular component: endoplasmic reticulum membrane. NCBI's taxonomy places the organism in Eukaryota, Fungi, Ascomycota, Leotiomycetes, Helotiales, Sclerotiniaceae.